This is a messenger RNA of Arabidopsis lyrata subsp. lyrata, 2197 nucleotides long. RefSeq names its product putative F-box protein At5g38270. Gene Ontology annotation, molecular function: protein binding. The record is from RefSeq and is a predicted model, not a curated record. NCBI's taxonomy places the organism in Eukaryota, Viridiplantae, Streptophyta, Magnoliopsida, Brassicales, Brassicaceae.
UGUUAUGAUAAGAAUAAAACGAAACCCUAGUUCCUUUAGCGAAUUCGGCAAGUAAGCGCAGACAUCGAUCAGAGAAGAGAAAAGCCCAAAAGUCUCUGAUAAUCACGGUUGGUCCACACUUUGUCCCGAUCUUUUGCCAAAGAUCAUCAACAUGGAUGCGCGUAACGAUUCGAUGAUAGAAAAUAACGGACGAGAAGUGUCUGAUUGGUCCAAGCUUUGUCCUGACCUUUUGCGAAAGAUUAUCGAAAGCUUGAACUCUAUUGACUACCACCGAGCAAAACUCGUUUGCUCAGAUUGGUAUUCGGUUUGGAAAACAUGCGUGAAGCGGCCUCUGUAUCCAUGGCGGAUCAUAUACUAUGAUGAUGAUUCUUCGAGUUUGUUCGAUCCCAGAGAAAACAAGAUUUACGAAACAAAACUCCUCGGACUUUCUGACAAUAGCUAUUAUAUGGCUAGCUCCGGAAACUGGCUCUUGAUGGUACAUUCUCGUCUCGAUUUCUAUAUUUUUAACCUGUUAACGUGCGAAAAGAUCAAUCUUCCCUCAAUGGAGUCGUCAAUUCGCGGUGGAAAAGUAAGAUUCGAGCCAAGCAGCGACUGUAGACAAGGCAAGUGGGGACACUUGGUCGAUCAUUUUUGUAAGACUCCCGUGUCGAAAGACAUCUUGGGGUACAAAAGAUCAGUUGUUCUUUGGAUAAACGAGAGGGCAGGGGAUUAUUUCGUUGCUUGGAUUUUCAAGAACCAAUAUAUGUUCACACACAAGAAAGGAGAUGAUUCUUGGUGGAACUGGAAUAAUAAUUGGGAUACGUUUCUUUUGGAUUUGGCUUAUAAGCACAACAAGCUUUAUCUGUAUACUUACCACGAUUCCAUCAAGAUUAUUGAUUUCUCUGGAGAUUCCCCUAAAGAAGAAAUAAAAAAAAACCCGUAUUGGGAUCAUCCGUUUCACUACCACAUUUCGCAAGGGGAAUAUAUUUGGAAGAGGAGAAUAGCCAUUCAGAAAUCAGGAGAGGUUUUGGUCAUCUUGAGUUAAACAAAAGAAGGGGUACAUUUGUUUUACGUCUUUAAGAUGAAUCUUGAGAGUGGCAAAUGGGAAAGAGUGCAUUCUAUCGGAAAUAAUGAGAUGCUGAUCUUUGGUCAUGGUGUUACAAUAAGAGCACCGGUUCAAGAUGUUGGUGAUGGAAUCAAGACUGGUUCAAUCUGUUUCGUUAAAGAUGACGUUUCGCCAUAUUAUAUGUGUUCAAAUUGCGGUGUCUUCGAUCUUGCCACAAGUAACAUGACAUGGUAUUAUUUGAAAAUCCAAAGGCACAAUCGUUGCUUUGGUAAUCGUGCCAUUCUCUCUCUCUUGCAGACGAGUUUCAGAUCCAGUUUCUCUUGUUAGAUAUGUUCUUCAUCGCCGGUCAAGGACUCUCAGAGGUCGGUCAGGAGUGAGUCAAUAAGCUUCUCCGUCAGCGGUGGUGUGGUGUCUCCUCAUCGAUGUGGCUGUGGCUUCGGUUUGACGGAGGAGGAAUUUUGCAGCGGUGGGUCACGGUUUAAAGGACGCUGUGGUUGCUUCAAAGUUCCUCAGGCUCAGCCGCUGCUCCGUUCGCUGCGACCACGGCGGAAGUUGAUGGGGUCUGGUGGGUUGCGUUGUUUGGCGAGGUGGUUAACGGUAGUUCCGGUGGCUCGGAGCUUAGAUGGCUGGUGCGGGUUCUGGGUUCAGAGGUUUUGUUGAGCCACCAUCUUCUGGAUCUGCCGCUUCUGGCAUCCAGAAGCCCGGAUUGAAGUUUAUUGGCUCUGGUUAAUCGAAAAGGUUUGGUUUGAGAAAAUUGGGGAUAAAUCCAGGUACGUCGGGUUGCUAGGUCAGGAUUCGUCGUCGUCGAACCUGCUGUCGGAGGGGCUAGCUUUCUAGGAGAUCUGUGUCGGGCUUGGUGCGUCGGAGGAAGGCGAGUGUGGUCGGGAACCGAAAUCUCUCGGCUGUGUUCUAGCUCCUUUGAGGCUUCCACGAAGCUGUGGUCUUGAUUUCGCCGGAUCUAAGGUUCCGGUCUCUCUACGGCAGAUGAUCAACAGGAUUCGAGCCUUUUUGAUUUUUCCGGCGAGUUUUCCGUUUAACCAUUUUUGUAACUGUUUCGAUUUUCUGUGUAGGCCUUGGCCCAAGCCCAUUUGGGUAGUUGGGUAUAUUAAUAUAAGUUGUUUUCUAAAAAAAAAAAAAAAAAAAAAAAAAAAA